AUGGCGAUGAAAUAUUUCAAAACCAUCAGGGACAAAGCCCCCUUCGGCAAAUCUCCCGCAAAAGCCCACGAUCCCAUCCUCACCGAGGAAGACGAGGCGUUUCUCAGCUGCGUCGCAAACUCGCCGGAGAAGACGCGGGUGGAUCCGGGGGGCGAUGCGCAGAUCGCGCUGAUGGACGGAGCGCAGAAUAUACCGCUGCCGAUGUCGCCGCGGGAAGAAGAACAGGAUUUGGAUCAGAUGUUUGCGGUGGAGGGGCGGAAGUCGAGGACGGUGGAGGAGGAGAGGGAGGAGGACGGGGAGGGAAAGGUGGUGGAGGAGCCGAGGAAGGGGGAGCGCUGGAGUUGGAUCCUAGGGAAUGGGAAGGGGGAGAAGGAUAAGGCUAAGAAGGAGCCCCCACCGAUGAUUGAUCAGGAGGUGCAGAAAGAAGAGGAAGAUAUCUCGGAGGUGUUGGAGAAAUUGAACCUGGCGGCGAUCAACAAUCGAGUCUUCUCGAUUGGGGACGAGACUCAAGAGCUGUUGGAAAAAUUCAAGUUUGUCUUCAAAGACCUCGUCAAUGGCGUCCCGACGGCAUAUAACGACCUGGAAACUCUCCUUACAAGUGGGGAUAAGCAGCUGCAGAGUACAUUUGAUAGGCUCCCUGAAUUCCUACGAAAAUUGAUCGAACAGCUACCUACGAAAGUAACGGAGAGAUUUGCACCGGAGAUGCUUGCGGUCGCUGCGGAGCGAGCUGGACGACAUGGGCUGAACGCGGAAAAUGCGGGCAAGGCAGCGGGGGCUGCGAAGAAGAUGGGGUUCAAGGUGCCGAGUCUGAAGGAAGUGGUGGGAAAACCAGCGGCGAUUGCGGGGAUGUUGCGAUCGAUCAUGACCUUUUUGCGGGCGCGGUUUCCAGCGCUUAUGGGGAUGAAUGUGUUUUGGUCCUUGGCGUUGACCGUUCUCCUUAUCGUCCUAUGGUACUGCCACAAACGAGGACGCGAAGAGCGUCUCGAAAAGGAGCGGAUUUCCAGAGAGGCAUCGGCCUCCAACCUCGACGACAUGGCCGAGUCCACGCAGGCCUCCCCCAUUCAUACAACGUCUGCAGACAACGCACCAAUUGGGACCGCUCAAACGGCAGGAAACGGCGCCCAACAACAUCCAGCGCAGUACGCCCCGGUAUCGUCAGAGGGUGCAGGCAUGAAUAGUUCGGUUCGGGCUGCAUCCAACAUGGAAACACGUCGUAAGACGGUCGAGCCUUAUAAGUUAUGA
Messenger RNA from Uncinocarpus reesii 1704, 1242 nucleotides. RefSeq lists its product as uncharacterized. The transcript has 3 exons. Lineage: Eukaryota; Fungi; Ascomycota; Eurotiomycetes; Onygenales; Onygenaceae. The record is from RefSeq and is a predicted model, not a curated record. The coding region runs from base 1 to 1242 and encodes 413 amino acids.